Messenger RNA from Drosophila ficusphila, 5951 nucleotides. It is a transcript of the gene Zmynd8, whose product is annotated as protein kinase C-binding protein 1. Gene Ontology annotation, molecular function: protein binding. The record is from RefSeq and is a predicted model, not a curated record. NCBI's taxonomy places the organism in Eukaryota, Metazoa, Arthropoda, Insecta, Diptera, Drosophilidae.
AAAGGGUCACACUAUGGUGAAGAGCGUACAUUGGGAAAAAAUAAACUACAACAAAACCAUUAAUUAAACUAGGAAAGCGCUGCGUUACAUCAAUCGAGAGAGCCGAAUCUGGUAAUCUCUGGACCCGGAAGUUCUUAUAUCUAGGGUGCGAAGGCAGUAGUCUAGGUGGAGCCCAGGAAACGGGAAUUUUCGACUUGCAAAUAAGAGAAAUUGAUGCCCCGGCAAAGGAACGGAAUCUCGCCCAGAAACAAAUCGUCUCAAAAUAAACCGCAGUAGUUCCUGUUCCGGUCUGCAAAAUGCCAGGCGAAGAGUGGCCACAGUGAGGCCUCCCUCGAGCGACUUUCGCAGCCUUUCGCCCAGAGCAUGGAAAGCACGGACAGCAGUGACAGCAGCGGGGACAGUGUGAAAUCCAUUCCCCGGCCGGACUUCGAGGCCCUCUCCGCCAUCGACAGCCCCCAGCCACAGUUGCAGAGCUCCUCGCUGGAUGGCCCCAUUGAAAUGGAGUCGCUUAUCGUGCCCAGCAAGCGCCAGAAGUACGUGGUCAGCGCUCCGCCAGGAUCGGCCAACGGCAGCAGCCACUCCUCCAGCUCAAGUCCCUCGAACGCGAACGUGGGCUCUUCGCUCACCAUGAAGCUGACGAAGGUGCAGCCGCAUCAGCAGCAAGCGCGCUCCUCCACGCCCAACACCAAGGCCAAGAUGCCCAAGGAGAUGCUGGCGCUGCAGCGCUCACACAUCGAGUCCGAGGUGUUGACCAACUUUGUCACCGACAUCGCCAAGCUGAAACGCAGGAAGUCGCGACACGCGCCCGCAAGUCUCGGUACUCAGGCGUCAGGCGGCGAGCUGUCCCGCAGCUUGAACGCCACCUCGAAAAAGAAAGGAAAAUCUCUCAAGUUGGCCCUUAAGCGAAGCAAGAGCAUUCCGGCCCCCUUUCUGGACUCUGACGACGACUGGCAGGACGAGGACAUUGACAGGAGCCUGAAGAACUGCAGACCGCGGGGACGCUCGAUGGCCUGCGACGAUGGCGAGCGGUUGCCCGAGAUGAACGCGGAGGACAGCAACAGUAAUUCUGCGAAGGGAGUGCUCACCCGCUGCCGAUCCCGCAGCAAAACCCUCUCCCUGAGCAACAGCUGGAGCGCCGAGGAGAAGGCGGCAAGGCGGACUAACAUGCGCAGUGAGAACGAGGAGUUUACCAAGAAACACAAUGCCUUUCUUGAUCGCGUCAUCCAGGAUGACCAGGACCAGGACUCGGAACUGGCGCUAAACACUUCCGGCGAGGGAGAUGGCGACGCGGAAAUGGAGUGGCCCGAUGGCGAGUUGGAGGCCCACAGCUCGCUCUUCUCAGAUGCCAGCGACUCAAAGAUGGUCUCGGCCAAAUCACAGGAGGACGAGGCGGCAGAACGACUUCGUCUCAUCUGGCAGGAGCCGCCCACGCCUGGAUGGGACCCCUUCUGCUGGAAGUGUCGGGAAUGCGGCAAGCUGAUGCCCUGCUCGAAAUGCCUGCGCUCCUUCCACACCUACUGCGUGCGCUCCGCCACCACCAAGUUCGACUCCUCCUGGAAGUGCCCCGAGUGCCAGGUGAUCGAGGCAGCGCCCAAGAGGCUGCGUCGCAAUGAGGUAUCCGUGGAUCUGCUGAGCCAGCUGCUCUCCUUCGCCCUGGACCGCAUGAAGCAUGUGCGCGGGGCCCACAAGCUGCGUUCGCCGCAAGAGGUCUUCCCGCUGACGUACAAGAAGUACUUUGUGAACCCCGUGAGCUUCGACAGCCUGGCGCAGUGUAUCCGGAGUGGGGCGUUCCAGAGCACGGAGGAGUUCCUCGGAGAGGUGAAGUGGAUCCAGCACAACGCGCUUAUCCUGGACGCCGGCGAUGCGAAAGUAGAACAAGCCUCGAAGGCCGUGGUGAAGGUGUGCAAGCAGGAGGCCAACGAAAUCGAAACCUGCCCCGAAUGCUACCUGAACGCCAACUCCAGCGACGAGUGGUUCGUAAAGGUGUGCCGGCACCCGCAUCUGCUGCUCUGGGCCAAGCUGAAGGGCUUCCCCUACUGGCCGGCCAAGGCGAUGGGCUUAUCCACCUCCGCGCUGGUGAACGUGCGCUUCUUCGGCAAGCACGACCGCGCCUUUGUGCCCGUCAAGGACUGCUUCCUGUACUCGGCCCAGAACCCGAACACACAAACGAGUCGGAGGUCAGCGCGGGAUUUGGCGGAGUGCAUUCGGGAGGUUGAGGUUCACAUCGAGCAAAUAAAGCGGAAGAUUGGCGCGUUUAACUACGCCGACUAUCGCACGCCCUAUGAUCCUCUGGAGGAGCAACAGCAGCUGGAGCAGAUGAUGCCCGGCGUUUAUGCGGCCAUCGAUCGGGAACUGGAGCCGGCUAACAAGACGCCACUGCAGUUUCUCAUCCGCAAGACGGCGGGUGACAAGCUGUCGAUCGUGAAGAAGACCAAGACCACAGAGUCGGGCAACGAGUCAGACCAGUCUCCCAGUCCCUCGAAAAAGCACCAGGAGGUGGACGUCGUGACGCCAGCAGGCGCCAUCGAGCACUCCAAGCUCAAGAGCAACAACUACGAGGUCAUAUCCAGGACAGGUGAAUCUCUGACCGACUCCCGUUGCAAGGUGCUUCUCAAGCGGAAAUCUCUGGCCGCCAAAACAGUUGCAGAGUCUGCGGAAACCCCGGAGGCGGUGGCCACUAAGCGCAAACAUUCCUUGAGUGACGCUAGCUUCACCAGCGAGUCCAGCGACCACAAGCGCAAGUCGAAGCAUGCCAGAAAGCAGCAGGAGCAGGAUAAGCCAGCUGGUGGGCAGGAGCACGCUGCCCAGGAACCCUCCGAAUCUCCAAAGCACUCGCCUAAGCAGGACAUGGCUCCAAACGCAGAGCUCGACAACGAAACAUCUGUUCAGGAGACUUCCACCGCUUCUUCGGAGGCCUCUGCUUCUUUGGUUUCCGUUGUGGAGCUGGUCAGACGUCGCCAGGGCGUCACCAUCACCAAGAUUCCCCGCGAACAGCAACAGACAGCAACGGCAGCCACAGAAGGGCCGGCGGGGCCUGUUCCGCCUCCUACAGCCCCUCCAGCUCCAUCGGUUGCAAAGCAAAACACAUCAAAGCGAAGUGAAGCGGCGAACCCAAAACUAUCCGACGUCGAAAGGCAGCAGCAGCAGCUGAUCAAGAAAGUAAUUCCAUUCGUCGAAAUCAAAACGGAGGUGAUGUCGGAGCCAGAAGAAGAGGAAGUGGCGACCAGGCAAGCGGUGGACCAGCCUCCUGCUAAGCAAGUGCCUGGGCAACAAGAGCACUCGGAGAGGAUCACACACCAACCCGAACCAACGCCUGCGCCCACUCCUCAGCCCGAACCAGUGGAUCAUCCCCCUCCCGAGGUGGUCAGGAUCAAGGAGGAAGUCAUCAGCGAAGAUGAGAUGGAAACGGAGCAGAGCAUCGUUAGUCACAGGUUCGAGUCCCUGCCUCCCAUGCCCCUGCCAAUGCCCCCGCCCCCUCCGUUGCCUCCUCGGGAGACGCCCGCCACAGAGGACCUAGUUCGAUUUGUGGGUGAAACCACCAUCCAGAGGUUAAGCCAGAAACAGGCAGCCAAGGCCACGGACGCAUCGGGAAAGCGAAAGGGACCGCAUCAGAGUCCUCUGCCGGCUGCCCUCGAGGCAACCUCUCCGGCCCACUCGCCAGUCCAAUCAGCUGCCCCCUCGCCUUCGGCAUCGCCAAAGCCAACAGGCACGUUCGCAGUUGGGAAGCCACAGCCUCCGCCCUGCAAGGGAAAGGCACAGCAGCCUCGGGUGAGGAACGACCGUACUCCGUACCCAGCCUCCCCACCAGGAACCGCUGCACCCGCCACCACCACCACCUCCUCCACCUCUUCGCUGCUCAGAUCCAACAUGGUGGUAAUUCCCGUGGAGCAGGCAGGCAGCUGUAAUCAGCACAACCCCAUGACGAUCCCGGUUCCGCCCCUGAGAGCCGUUUCCAAGAGCACUCUGCAGAGCACUCCAACGCUGCCAACCGCUCCUUCCGUUCCGUCGUCUUGUCAACCAUGCAGCUCCAUGUCCAUGCCACCACCUCUGGCGGGACUGAGUAUGCCCCAAGCGGCGGCCCUCACAUCCCAGGAGAACUUGUCUUCAAACAGCGGGGAACCAGUUGGUCUGCUGGCCAGCGCCUUGAACGGAUUGGCUACCGAAUCCAUACCCAGUAUGCAAGCCCCUUGUGAGCCCAUAACUCCGGGCUUGGCCACGGCUCUAAGUGAAAUGCUCGUGCGCUCCGGUGCCCCGAAGCUGGUGGCUCGUCCCUGCGGCCCACUCCGAUCGGACGGCUCCCAGAUUUAUCCAUCACAAGCGGGACCCGUCUCGCAGAAGCUCAAGGAGAACGCGCACAAGAUCACCGACUACUUCAUAUCCGUCAUCGAGGACACGCUGAGCGACAUGGCCACCGGAGACCAGAGCGUCCUCCAAGCCCGCAUCGCCGGUUUGUCGCUGGAGAACGAGCGGCUAAAGCAGCACUACGAGCGGCAGAUGAACGACCUGCAGCGCACCAGCGAGCUGAUGAUCGCCGAGAUGCGCAAGACCUUGGAGCAGGAGCACAAACGCGCGAUCAGCGAACUGCGCCAGCAAAAGGCGCUCGAGCGGAUGCGGGCCGUGGAUGAGGCGAAGAAGAAGCAGUGGUGCGCGAACUGCAUGCGAGAGGCGCAGCUGUACUGCUGCUGGAACACCUCGUACUGCGACUACCCGUGUCAGCAGAUCCACUGGCCCAGGCACUCUGCCACCUGUGGCCAGUCUGUCCAGGUCCCGCACUCGGCUUCAGUGCCACCCAUAGCCACGGUUCCGAUAGUAGAACCUGGUCGAUCCAAGCCCAAAGUGCCGAUGCCAAUGGCGACGCCACCAACCACCAGUCCCAGUCCCAGCUCACAGAUUAUUCGCACGGCUGCCGCCUGCCCACCAGCAGCACCAGUCGGCAUCGCACCAACCUCUAAAAAGUGGGCGCCCAUGAUGACGCUGAUCAAUCAACCCAAUCCGGAGGCCGUGCUAAAGCUGCCAGCCAGCACCUACCUGCGGCCAGUGGUCAGCACGACGAUGACCGCCUCGGUUUCGGCCUCUCCGCCUGCUAACAACAACAGCAACAGCAUGAAUGUGAUGAUGACUCCCUCUCCUUCGCCAGGAAACCACAUGGCGAGUCUCAUGCCCGCCCAGCGGACCCCGCCCAACUUCCACCCCAAUCCCGCCAAUCAAAACAUGCCCGUGCAGCGGUUUAAUAUUCCUUUGCCCAUCACUGUGAAUGCGAACGCGCCCUUUCUGAUCGCAGAGCCACAUCACAAGCAGGCGCCAAAGGCGAGUGGCCGCAGCACCGGAAAAAACAACAGCCGAAUGCGCCAAAUGUACAGCAGCAAUACCAGUCCGCAGGGUAUGCGACAGAAUCAAAUAAAUCAAGUGUUCCAGCCAUAAGUAAUGGACGACUACCGCAUGAUAGUUUUCCACCUGGAAAGACUGCCUGCAAAUCAGGAAAAUUUUCUUUGAUAUUCCGGAGAAACUCAGCAACAGCAACAGAUCCAUAGAAAUGCACGAUCACGGAAUCGGAAAUCUGAACUUUAUAUAUUCAAUUUAAUUCCCCUGCACGCAGCUUUUGACGAUAAAUUGUUUUUAGAGUAAGAGACUCCAGGUUGAUGCCGCUGAAAGACGAUGCUGUAUGUAAAUUAAUAUUACCAUAUAAAUAUUAGAUUUAUGUUACGAUAUAUGCUAUUGUAGUUCGCUGGUGUUACUGUAACUCUGCCGGCUAGAAUGUAAGAAGCAAUGUAAAGCCAUGAGAUGGAUCUUUGCGAAAAUCUAGCUACUAGCAGUCCAUAAUGUCAUCCCACUUUUCAUUUAAACCGUUCUGUAAAUUGUUCGAUCAUAUAUUUUACAUACAUUUUAUGUAUAUUUAAAGCAAAGCUAUAAAGUGAAAAAGAAUAAUUAUUUAAAGUAUUUUUGUGGUUAAA